UCUUCGAAUCCAGACCCGCAGCUAACUGGACCAGGGAACAACAGGCAUUAUACAGCCCAUCUGACAAAAACUUUGACCUCAGAGGCCUACAAAGCCCACGAGGGGACAGACGCCCACCUUAUCUUCAUCCUAUCCCGUCGCCAAUCCCACCUCCUCCUCCUCCGCGAGAGAAAGAAGCAAGACCAAGACCAAGACGAAGAUGCUGCUGGGCUCCUCCUUCGCGUCGCCAUUCACCCAGCUCCACCUCUCGCCGAGCCCCAAUGCGGGGCCGGGGGCGCGGCCGGCGGCGGGGCUGGUGAGGAUCGAGGCGGCGAAGCAGCUGACGGGGCGGGUGGUGACGACCAAGGCCAACAAGACGGUGGGGGUGGAGGUGGUGCGGCUCAAGCAGCACCCCAAGUACCACCGCCGGGAGAAGAUCAAGAAGAAGUACCAGGCGCACGACCCCGACAACCAGUUCAAGGUCGGCGACGUCGUCGAGCUCGUCCGCUCCCGCCCCAUCUCCAAGACCAAGCACUUCCUCGCCGUCCCCGUCCCGCCCCGCGACACCCGCCGCAAGGCCCAGCUCCUUCCUCCGCUCGAGUCACAGUCCGGACAAGAAUCCGCCGCCGACGAGACCGCUACCUAGCCUAGUGAUGCAUCCUGCUUUUGCUUUCCCUCAUUCUCUGUUAAUUAAUUAAUCGUCCUUCCCUUUUCCUCUGCUAUUACUGCUCUUGUUGUUCUCCUCUCCCGUAGACUGAAUGAACUCCGGUAUUACUCAUCAGUACCACUUGGCACUGAAAUUUGUAUCUUUUUUCUUCUUCCUGCAGCAAAGGUUAAUCUUGUACUACUGUACUUGAUACUAGCAUCUUUGGGGUAUUUAUUAUCUGUUUUUGUAA
Molecule: messenger RNA, 875 nt
Organism: Hordeum vulgare subsp. vulgare (domesticated barley)
Lineage: Eukaryota; Viridiplantae; Streptophyta; Magnoliopsida; Poales; Poaceae
Product: 30S ribosomal protein S17, chloroplastic
Exons: 1
Coding region: 200-625 (141 amino acids)
Biological process (GO): translation
Cellular component (GO): ribosome
Molecular function (GO): structural constituent of ribosome
Source: RefSeq, a predicted model, not a curated record